CGCAAAGUAAGGACCGCUGUGCGUCGUCCAGUGUGUCGUUUGACGUGUGUUGAGGUCCGUAUCGAAGCGAAGCGAAUACUGGCUCGCCCGUUCCUUGUGCCCCGUGGUUUGUUGGUUUGUUUGUCGUCUGGCGUCGGGGCGAUGUCGGCCAACGAGCGUCCGAUCCAGUUGACGUUUCUGACGACCAAGGCGGGGUUCGCGCAGACGUGCCGCAUUGAGGCGGACGAGGGCGAGACGCUGCAGAGCAUCAUCGAGACGAAGCUCAAGACGAUGCUGCUGGUGUGGCAGAUAGCGAUAGACAAGGCGGACGUGAAGCUCUUCAAGAUUAGGGACGGCAGGGACCCAAUCCAGCUCGAUGUCAAGCUGCCUGUGGCCGGCAACGGGCUCGUUCAGUCGGACACCAUCAAAGGUACGUCGGUGUCUGAGCGGGCAGACGGGCGCGGGAGAAGGAGAAGAAAGGGCAGGUGUGUGUGCGUGUUGUCACCGUGUGUGUUGUGUGUGUGUUAACUGCAGUUGUGGAGGAGCCGCGUGACGACGACCCUUUGGGUGAGGGGCUGGACAAGAGCGGGGAGGCCUACGACCUCGCUCCGGUGCCAUCAGACCAGUUCGGCGUAGAGGACGUUGAGGUAACGAACGACCAGACACCCCGCACACGACACAGCAAACACACCAUCAUCACCCUCCCAUCAGUGUGUCCGUCUGCUUCUCUCUCUCGUCCAUUUGUCAGUGGAGGAGUCGCAACCAGUUGCGUGCGCAGCAGCUGGCGGCCAUGGCCCCCGGGCAGGUCAUCCACGCGCGGCGCGUCAUCAACGACGAGAUAUGCGACGACUAUGAUGAGGAGGACCAGCACGAGGCGCACCCAGAGUGGGACACCGACGAGCCCAACGAGGGAGGGGGCGAGUGGGGGGAGGGGGAGGGCGAGGGGAUGGGGGAGGGCGAGGGGAUGGGGAUGGGGGAGGGGGCGGGGGCGGGAGAGGGCGAGUACUUGCCCGACCCAUCGCAACACCCAUAUGGCGUGCCCGAGGCUGAGUAUGUGAGUGCGCCGCCAAAUGGCCAUGGAGAGUGAAAGAGUGUGACUAAAGGACGGCCGCUGGCUCCCUCGUCGCGUGCAGUGGGCCAUUUUUUGGGGGCACGGGUAGAGUAGAUGGAGGGACGGAGGGGUGGAGGGGCGUCCGUGUGUGUGUGUCUGUGUGCGUGUGGUAUUGCGUGUCGCAUGUGGGAGAACACAGCUUUUGAAUAAAGAGGGAGGGAGGGAGGGAGGGGUGUGCAUAUAACAAACAUAAAAGACACACGCGUCCACAUACAUCUGUGCAGAUCAGAUUCGAUUGUUACCCUCUCGGCCUUCCUUGACGUGAUAUUUGUUUCCGUGACUUGCUUGCGUCCUUUCCUUCACCUGUCUGGCAGCCACGCAAUGCACCACGCUCCAACAGCAGCAUGGUGCAUUGCGUCGCCGGCAGUCGGGCGAAGGAGGGGACACGUGCAAGACGGCGAAUGGAGAUGAACAAACAGACAGACAGACAGACAGACACACACACAGACACUCAGAGCUGGCUUGAACUCUCUCUCUCUGUGUUGUGUUGUUGGUCUUGAUCGUCCAUGGCUGCUUUCGCGCCUCCAUGCAGGAGUGUCUGCGCUUCUGACUGGAGUUACGGAAGUCGCCCUGGAUUCUCAGGUCUGCAACACACGUGCAGGAAGCGAGAAAUGGUAUGGCCCAUUUUUUGUACUUUCUGCGAUUCUCUCUGCUGCACGUCCCUCCCUCCCUCCCUCCCUCCCUCUCUCCCUGCCGUGUUCAUGGCGAUGAUACCUACAUACCGACCCACCCCGAUUCCCUCCCUCCUCUCACUGUGCAGUCCACACCAUCAGUCAGUCAACUCAUGGCUUCCCUCCCUCUCUCUCUCUCUCUGUCUGCCUUCCAUUUCAUUGCAUUCCAUUCCAUUGUACGGUGCGUGACAGACCUGUGAGUGACCUACACACGAUAUGUGAAGACGACAAGAACGAUCACACACAGACAGACACACGGAACGCGUGGACGUCUGGCUGUCUGCGUGUGUCUGUCUGUGUGUGUGUGUGUGGUUUUGUGUUGGUACGUGUCCGUCCCUCGGGUGUAAAGCUGUCUUGUGUGUUGCUGCUAGCUCUGACCGAGAGGGGCAUGUGUGGAGGGGAGGGGUGUGGGGUCCAUUCCUGUGUGCGAGCGGAC
Messenger RNA from Vitrella brassicaformis, 2197 nucleotides. Lineage: Eukaryota; Vitrellaceae. The record is from the annotation of a GenBank genome assembly.